AUGUGGCCCCCUGAUCUCGGGCCUCCAGAUGUGACUCUUCCUGGAUUUGGGAGUGUGUUUGAGGAUGCUGAGGAUCUUCAGGCGCCGCUGUCUUCUGGUGGCUUCUGCCAGCCGUCGAUCCAUUCGGGAGGCCUGUGCUGUCUUCCCAGGACCUCACUGUCGCUCUCCUCGCUUGGGCGUGACCUCACCUCCCUGCUCAACUGUAAGACAGCCGGAUCCCACGUAGAAAAGACUGUGGAGGACUUUGCAACCACAGCUCACACAGACACCCAAAACAGCACUCAGAGGUUUAGCUGCUACCCUCAGCCUUCCUUCCCAAUUUCCUACAUGCUCACCAGCUGUGCCACAUCUUCAUCUUUCGCCUCGCCACCUUCCUCACUGUCUUCUGCCUCCUCAUCUUUACUUUUUGCAUCUUGCUUGCCUCUUUCUGAUGCCAACAAUAAAUUGUCUCAACAACAACAAAAGCCACAGGAGGAAUAUUGCUCCGUAAAACAAGAACCUGCAGAUGAUUUCUUGCCAUGUAAGAGGGAACGGUUUCAAAUUAGCAACCAGCAGGGGGAGCUGUACCAUUUAAAUCAGGCUUUUCAAGGAUACAGCAAUCAGGACAGCACACAGUCCUCUCUUCAGUCCCCCAUGAUUAACGUACCUGUGGGACAGGACCCCACGCUUGACCAGCAGGAGCAACCGUGUCAUUGGAUUGACUGCAGUGCCACUUAUAGCACCCAGGAGGAGCUAGUGAGGCACAUCGAGAAAGUGCACAUCGACCAGAGAAAAGGGGAGGAGUUUGCAUGUUUCUGGACUGGCUGCGUGCGACGCCACAAACCGUUCAAUGCUCGCUACAAGCUGCUUAUCCACAUGAGGGUCCAUUCUGGAGAAAAACCCAACAAGUGCAUGUUUGAGGGCUGCUCCAAGGCGUUCUCCCGUCUGGAGAACCUGAAGAUCCACCUGAGGAGCCACACGGGGGAGAAGCCUUACAUUUGCCAGCACCCCGGCUGCCUCAAGGCUUUCAGCAACUCCAGUGAUCGUGCUAAACACCAGCGCACACAUCUGGACACGAAACCAUACGCCUGUCAGAUACCAGGAUGCACCAAGCGCUACACUGACCCCAGCUCAUUACGAAAGCACGUCAAAGCUCAUUCAGCCAAAGGCCUUCAGGAAAAGGAGGUCAAGGUUCAGGUGCACACGAUGCUGGAAUCUGACAUCUUAAGUGACUGCCUGGCACGCCAGCAUCUCCACAGCUCUGCCUCGUCGCACCAAGAAAACAGCUCACCUUUACCGGCUUUAGAUGACUUCACAGGUGUGUACUCAAACAGCAGCAGCACCGCCCACAGUCGGGGGAAUUCAGAGUUUCUGCCCCCAUCAGCAGACUCGAGGUAUCCAGGCCUGGAGGGAAACUUUGAUGCUAAUAGCCCAAUAUCUUCAUUAACAAGCCCGGGGAGCAUGAGAGAGGGGAACAGACCAGCUUCCUUGUUUGUGUCCGCUGAUGUGAUCCCAGCGAGUCCCUGCUCAGACAGAGUGGACGUCCGGCUGCAGGGCUUCCAGAAAACCUACAACCACCAACAGCAAGUGUUCUCGCAGCAACACGGUUGCCUGUAUGGAGAGGGAAAGAUGGCUCAAGCACCCAGCGAUGGAGGUUUUGAGCCUCCAAGUUACUUCACCAACCAGCCCGCCUCCCACUCUACAGGGUUUGACUUGCUGCAGGACCUGCAGGGUCAGGCGGGGGGCGGUUACUCCUUGCCUCCCUGCCCAGACGACAGCUUCCUCUUCCAGGCAGGUGGUGUCGACCGCUGCCUCAGUCAGAUUUACUCCGUCUAUCUGGACUCGUGAUGGACACCCAGAAAGAUUCUAUGCAGCAUGAAUGCGACAGCUGACAAUCACUCACUUGUGUAUAUAUAUCUAAGGAUCAUUUUAUCAGCAUUGUUUCUUUUUUGGCAAGAGAAAAAAGCCAGUGGGAGUUUAAAUGGUACAAAAAUAACUAGAGGCGGAAAAACUCUUGUUAAGCUGUGGAUCUGUGGACAAACAAACAAAUGGCCAAAAGGGAAAAUCACAGAGAGGCAGUACUGUGCAAGAGUCUUGACCCACCCAACAUUUCUUUAUAUUUCGCUAGCAAAAUGGGAAAUAGGCAAUGCCAUUUGUUGAAAUGUUCAAAGAUGUAAGGCGGAAACAGUGUUU
Messenger RNA from Neolamprologus brichardi, 2172 nucleotides. It is a transcript of the gene glis1a, whose product is annotated as GLIS family zinc finger 1a. Gene Ontology annotation, molecular function: DNA-binding transcription factor activity, RNA polymerase II-specific; RNA polymerase II cis-regulatory region sequence-specific DNA binding. Gene Ontology annotation, biological process: regulation of transcription by RNA polymerase II. Lineage: Eukaryota; Metazoa; Chordata; Actinopteri; Cichliformes; Cichlidae. Gene Ontology annotation, cellular component: nucleus. The record is from RefSeq and is a predicted model, not a curated record.